CGGCUGUGCUUCCAGCGGUAUCCUCAAGGCCUUUCUCAACCAGCAUCAAUGAGAGCAACACGCAAGAGCUCAGACAAUGCAGCAUCGCCAUGAACUUGGGAACAGACCUGUGGAAACAGCCAGAAAGUAGCUGGAGUUUCCAGAGAAUCUUUAUUGCAAGCAAACUGGUAGAGAUGCUGCGCUUUACAAGGUAUGGUGAUUCGCCAGCUAUGGGCACGACAUUCUGCCUGCAACAUCGUCAGGAUCCCGAGAAGGCGAUCGAACUUGUCGGCAAGUGGGUUGACGAUAGUAUUGCCAUAAAAGAGCAGGGACACAAUGUCGCGGCAUCCGACAGCCAGACAAAUUCUCCGCAAUUGACGAACAGAGCUGCCCAUAACAGCGCCAAAGAAUCUCCGAGCAUUGUAGAAAGCCCAUGACAGAACGGGGAGAAAUCGCAAGGAUCAGGCAUCAAAUCGCAUCCUCAGGAGCCUGCCACUUUGUCUGCGGCCAGCGAUCAAAGAAAUGAUGACUUCGAUGAGUAGGAUUUGGAGCCAUCCUCUGCAUUGUCAAGAUUGACUCCAGCCUUUGCGAAACAGUUUGAGUAGGAAUUGAAAAGCUUCAGUGGAGGACAAGAUUGAAGUAUGCUUAGGGGGAUUCUGCUAGGCACUAUACAUUCAUUACAGAUUGAAGACAUCCCAGUCUGGCCGCUGUCUUCGGUGAAUACCUCACAAUCGAACGCCACAAGCGGGCGAAGAAGCGUCGAACUGUGAAGAAAUAAUGGUGCAGCUCGCUGAAAUGUAGGUUCAUAGAU
This is a messenger RNA of Pseudocercospora fijiensis CIRAD86, 790 nucleotides long. RefSeq lists its product as uncharacterized. Lineage: Eukaryota; Fungi; Ascomycota; Dothideomycetes; Mycosphaerellales; Mycosphaerellaceae. Bases 90 to 416 code for a protein of 108 amino acids. The record is from RefSeq and is a predicted model, not a curated record. The transcript has a single exon.